UAAGCGCGCAGUUCAGCCAUAGUAAACAAAACGCGACGUUCGGUUCGCAGCGCAUUUUUAAUGCAAUAAAAGCGAAAGGCGAUCCGCGAUCACGCAACUGCCGUUGAAUUACCUUCGGCGGUAUUAAUUGCGCGGUUCCGCGCUACCUCUCGCAGCCCGGAUCCUUUCCGAGUGCGUUUUUGUGCCGCAGUGUGGAAGGAAAAGCCUGCGUAGCAAACAAACCGGUCGGGGCUCUCGUACAUACAUUGUAUAUACACAAUACACACAGACAAGUUCAGACGCGUACAUGGCCGAGGAAAAAGCGUCGCAGUGCGUUUUGUGUGGCAAAUUAAUUGCGCCGAGGGCUUCGAAAAACGGUGUUUGUCCGCCGCACUCAUAAUUCCUGGCGUCCAUAUGCGAAUGCUGCCCGCCCUCUGCCGAGCCUCUGCCGCGGGGGUGAGGGUGCGUCCAUGCGAGCCUGCAUCUGCGUGCGCGCGAGUGUGAGUACGAGUGCGAAGGUGGUGGGCGAGCCAAAACUGCGCGUAUUGUGAAUCGCCGUGCGAGCACACACAAACAAAGCCGCCCGCCCACAGAAACCCCUCCCGCCAGCGACCUCGGGUGUUCCACUUUCGACUGUCCUGGUUUUCCUGCAGCGCAGCUCCUUUGCGGGCGUGUUCCUCGCCUCUUCCAGUUCCUGCGGAGCGGAGUCGCCGAUCGAAGGUCCUCGGGCCAGGACACUUGCAGCAUGCCCGGGCGCCAGAGCUGCGACAGAAGCUUUUCGCUCGACUUCCCGAUGCGUCACGGGCAUUCAUCGCUGGCUUAGUUGCGCUAGCCCAGGACUGGACAGCGCCCAGAUGUCGUCGAGCAACGGCUUUAGCAGUGCCACUAAUGGGCGCAGCGGCAGCACCGGCAGCGCUAACAUCAACCUUAAUCUCAAGGGGCAGGAAAGAUCUGUGGGAGCCACACUUGGGGCUGGUGCCUCAGGUGCCACAACUACUUCAAUUACACACAAAACACUGCCGGAUCUGAAGACACAGAGGAGUAAUAGCGCUUGUCCCGCCCACGAGUCGCUAUCUGCCCUUCGUCGCAUCACCCUGCCGGAAAAACCGCCAGAGAAGCAGCUCAGCUAUGGAGCGGCCCAAAGCCGGGUUUUGAGCAAAGAGGCUAAGGAGGAACACCUGGUCUACUGUGGGGGCCGCCUACUCUCGGGUCCGCUGCAAACGCUCAUUUCCCACAUGGUACCCACGCACGAGUACUAUCCGGAUGACGGCUUUGUUUUCGCUUUCCUCCUCAGCGCCAGGCUCUUUGUGCGUCCCCACGAGCUACUGGCGCAGAUUUCGCAGACUUGGGAGCAGCAGCAGAAGGAUGUUGGCGCCGGCGGUGACGUGGUGGACGAUGCCGGACAAGCGCCUGGACGCCCCAUGCAACUCAGCAUCAACUCCGCCUCGCCUCUGACGCAGCGCAAGGGGUCUGCGGGGGCGGCCGCUCCUACGACGGAGCUGGAGCCGCGUCUCCAGCAGCGGACAAGCACGCAGCGCUCUGCCCAACACUGCAUCAGACUUCUGUCGGAAUGGAUCGAGAUUUUCCCUUACGAUUUUAGAGAUGAGCGGUUGAUGCAGCAGGUGCGCAUUCUAGCAAGGAAGUGCGUCUACAUUGACAAUUCGCUGGGUAAGCAAGUGUCGCGAAUUCUGCAGUUGCUUGUAUCCCGGCUGACUUCGCUAGAGCAGUAUGAGGAGUUUCUGCAGACACUUAGCUCUGAAGAGGCACAGAGUCAGCAGCAGCACCAUCACCACGGACAUCAUCAUCAUUUGCACAAUGCCUUCCAGACUUUUCUGGGUACCUCUUCAAAUGCCAAUGGGGCCAGUGGCGGCGGUUCGGCCAGCGGCACAUCCAAUUCCUCCUCCAGCGGCCACACAUCCUCUGCCUCCACAACCAACUCGAUCUCCACAACUCCUCAGCCCGACGAAGUGUUUGGCAUCAUGGACAUGUGUCCGAGCUGUGCACAUUUGGCCCACCAGCUGACAGCCAUCGAGUUGGAACGCUUGUCACACAUUGGGCCCGAAGAAUUCGUUCAGGCCUUUGCAAAGGAUUACCAGCAGCAAGCCAAGGACGGAAGCAAGGAGGGCAACAAAGGCAAGUGCAGUGGUACCGGUUCGUUGAACGAUAUGAAGAAAACACGUAACCUGGAGUCUUAUGUACAAUGGUUCAAUCGGCUCAGCUACUUGACGGCCAGCGAGAUUGUCAAGUAUCCUAAGAAGAAGCAACGUGUGCGCAUCAUAGAGUAUUGGAUUGAGACAGCCCGCGAGUGCUUCAAUAUUGGCAACUUUAAUAGUCUGAUGGCCAUAAUAGCUGGUCUAAAUCUGGCGCCCAUAGGCAGACUUAAAAAGACGUGGGCAAAGGUGCAAUCGGCCAAGUUCUCCGUGCUGGAACAUCAAAUGGAUCCAACAUCGAACUUUAACAGCUAUCGCUCUACUCUCAAAGCUGCGAUGUGGCGCUCAGAGGGCGCUACUGAGGAACGCGAACGCAUAAUCAUUCCAUUCUUUAGUUUAUUUGUUAAGGACUUGUACUUUUUAAACGAGGGAUGUUCCAACCGGCUGCCGAACAAUCAUAUCAAUUUCGAAAAGUGCUCCCAGCUGGCCAAACAAGUGAUGGAGUUCAACGAGUGGAAGAAAGUUAAAUGUCCUUUCGAGCAGCUUCCUAACGUCAUAGCCUAUCUUCAACACAGCGCCGUGCUUAAUGAGAACACUCUUUCCAUUGCAUCUUUCGAGUGUGAGCCACCGGAGAACACGGAGGAGAAAGACCGCUACAAGACCGUAAAAGCUGAGACGAAGCAACAACUGCUACAGCAGCUGCAAGAGCAGCAACAAUAGUCGCAGUAACCACUUUGUAGAGGGUAGACUAAGCUACGCUUAAGCGCUUGCCAUGAUUAUUUUUCUAUUAGAGCCGUAAGAUCGGGGAUAUUAAGUUGAUGCGAACGAUAAGUACAGAGGGGAGCCAAGCCUCAACCCCUAAUUAGCCCCUUCAUGGAAAAGAACAGCUUGUGAAGCUAAAUUCUUUGUAUAAUUAUUUACUCUCCUUAUCUUUGUGUUCCUGCCCCAAAAGUUAAAUGACUGGCUUCAGCGUGUCUUUUAGAGAGACAACUCCGAAACGUUGGCAGUAAUUUUAUUUAGGCAACUAGACGAUUAGGAGCAUGGAAACAACGAACCAAUGUACUUAAAGCCCUUUAUGGCUAACAGCUAACGCAACUAAUUUAGUUGUUAGCGUGGAAUUUUUGGUAAAGCACGAAUCGUUUAUGAUCCCAUAGUUAUGAUGAAAACCAUCUGACAAAGCUGCAUAAGUGCGCUAUAUUCGUACGUGACCAGUAUUUAUAUUUAUGUAUACAAUUUUAUAGCUAAAUGAAAUCUUUUUGAUAUUUCGUAAAGAUUACAUCCGGGUAUGAUCCAACGGAUUACACAAUUAUUCUGUCUCGAGGCUUUUCUGCAUGAGCAAAAUGUAUUGGCAAUUAUCAGUCGCUGCGCAUUACCACUUUUCUAUAAUUAAGAAAACAAACAAAAUAAGAUGUAAGAAAAGCAGCAAAGAAAAGUACUCUUUGUGGUAAAACGAUGCUUUUACUGGAUAAGAAUUAGAUUUUUAACAAUGCAAUCGCAAGAUUAAGUAAUAUUGUCGAUGAAAUCAUAAAUGAUAUUAACCAUAAAGGGACUAAACAGAACAUAAAUAAUUAAAGCAGCUUUCGAAUAAAGGAUAUGAAAAAUUCUCGUAACAAAAUGGUGUAAUAUUU
This is a messenger RNA of Drosophila biarmipes, 3757 nucleotides long. RefSeq names its product ras-GEF domain-containing family member 1B. The transcript is spliced from 5 exons. The coding region runs from base 834 to 2849 and encodes 671 amino acids. Gene Ontology annotation, biological process: Ras protein signal transduction; positive regulation of GTPase activity. The record is from RefSeq and is a predicted model, not a curated record. Gene Ontology annotation, cellular component: plasma membrane. Lineage: Eukaryota; Metazoa; Arthropoda; Insecta; Diptera; Drosophilidae. Gene Ontology annotation, molecular function: guanyl-nucleotide exchange factor activity.